UGGUUGGCAGCACUGACUGCAGUUUGUGUUGUUUGACAUUUAUACCACGUGGAUUACGUUAAAUAGAAUAAAAACAAAUUGUCAAUGAAAUUAACUAAAAUAUUAGUUAGGGUGAUUUAAUUAAAAUUAAAAGUCAUUAUGUCCGGUUCAGAUUUUAUAAAAACAAAAGCGUCUUCGAGUGUGAACAAAAACUUUCAGACAGUUGUUUAUGAAUCAUAUAAGCCCAAAGAAAAACGAAAGAAAAAUGAAGAACAUAUAGAAACAGACUCGAAUAAUUAUAAUAAAAUAAGUGAAAAUGAAUUUAAUAUAAAAAAAGCUAGACAUGAAAUUAUAAAAUUUGGUAUUUCCGGAUUUGAAUCAAGUGAAAAACAAAAGGCAAAUGUCCAGCUUGCUAUAAAACUAGGCGCAAAACCCCCAAAAAAUAAAUAUAUAAAUUAUAAAAGUUUGUUAAAUGAACAAAAACAAAAAAAAUCUAAAGAAGAAAUGUUUAAUAAACUGCAGCAAAUUGGUAAAAAUAGUAUGGGAAAAUCAAUAGCAAAAGGAAAAAGUUUCGAUAGAAAAAGGAAAAAAGCCGCUGUGUCUGGAUUAUUGGAUGUUUAUGGAAAAGCAACUUUAAAAAAUAAGUUUAGAAAUAAAAAUUGAAU
Messenger RNA from Chrysoperla carnea, 644 nucleotides. RefSeq lists its product as uncharacterized. The coding region runs from base 139 to 642 and encodes 167 amino acids. The transcript has a single exon. The record is from RefSeq and is a predicted model, not a curated record. Lineage: Eukaryota; Metazoa; Arthropoda; Insecta; Neuroptera; Chrysopidae.